Molecule: messenger RNA, 1489 nt
Organism: Mercenaria mercenaria
Lineage: Eukaryota; Metazoa; Mollusca; Bivalvia; Venerida; Veneridae
Product: betaine--homocysteine S-methyltransferase 1-like
Exons: 7
Coding region: 131-1261 (376 amino acids)
Molecular function (GO): methyltransferase activity; zinc ion binding
Source: RefSeq, a predicted model, not a curated record
UGAUAAAAAAUCUAGUCAUGUGUAUCUUUAUUUAUCUUUCAAUCUGCUCUCAUAAAGAAAGUUAAUAAAAUUACACACUCAUCGUAUUGCCCUGCAUUUAUUCCCCUUUCCUUAAACCUCUACAUUGAAAAUGGAUACGACAAGGAAAACAAAAGGUCUACAAGAGCGCUUGCAAGAUGGCGGAACUAUUGUGAUUGCAGAAGGUUACUUGCUCGAAUUUGAGAGACGCGGCUACCUAAAGGCAGGAGGAUUUGUACCGGAAGUUGUUAUUGAGCAUCCUAACCUCGUGCGCACAUUACACGAGGAAUUCGUUCAUGCUGGAAGUGACGUAGUUGAAGCUUUCACGUAUUACGGCAACCGAGAAAAACUACGGUCAAUUGGUAGGGAAGAUGACCUUGAGAAACUCAACAAGACCGCUCUCCGCAUCGCACGUGAAGUGGCAGACGAGACUGGAACGCUGAUGGCGGGAAAUAUUUGUGUGACGGGCGUUUUCAGCGCAGAAGAUAAAGAUUCGCACGAAACAACACGAAAUAUGUUCAUUGAGCAAGUGAAGUGGGCUGUGGAAGGAGGUUGUGACUUCAUCAUAGCUGAGACGUUUGGUUACCUUGGUGAAGCAAUGCUCGCUCUUGAAGUUAUUAAAGAACAUGCAAAAGGAAUUCCAGCUGUUGUCACACUCACAGCUUUUGUUCCGGAUGUGACGUUAGACAAGGUGCCGUUUCCAGAUGCGUGCCGGAUGUUGGAGUUGGCGGGUGCGGCGGCUGUGGGUUUGAACUGUACACGAGGACCGAACACAAUGCUCCCUCUGCUAAGAGAAAUAAGGAAAGUUUGCCAGGGCCCCAUAGCAGCACUUCCUGUACCAAUGAAUACGACCGACAAAUGCAGAACAAUGUACUCGUUGAAAGAUCCGCAAACAGGCGAGUUAAUGUAUCCGGAAAAUAUAAACGGUUUCAUUUGCAACAGAAAAGAAGUCCGUCGCUUUGCGAAGGAAGCUAAAGAAAUAGGCGUGCAAUAUAUUGGACUAUGUUGCGGUGAUGCGGCUAAUCUGUUGCGAGAGAUAGCGGAAGAGUAUGACAGGACACCGCCGUCAUCCAGGUACGCCCCAGAUAUGUCCAAUAAUAUUAUGAUUGGCGAAGCGGGAGAAAAAGUCAGCAAAGAAGGAGGGAUGGUUAGAAGAUAUUCAUUAGGAGACUUCACCCAAGAGGAACUUGAAUCCCUACACAAAUCUGCUAAGAAGCUCGAUAUCCACCAUGAACACGAAUGAAGGAUGUGACGUCACUUUAUGUAUCCAUGGAACGAGACUAAAAGGAAUUUAGCUAUGGAGAUCGCUUUUCAAUGAAAACAAUUUGCAAAUAAGGCGUGAAAGGGGCAUCACCAUUAAUUGUUAUUACACUCUUUAUUGAAUGAAAAGUUCAUGGUUGAGGUAUAUAAAAAUGUUGCUCAAGUUAUUGUCUUGAAGAACGAAAAAUAAUCACAAAAAAAGAAAACUGUU